Molecule: messenger RNA, 915 nt
Organism: Zonotrichia leucophrys gambelii
Lineage: Eukaryota; Metazoa; Chordata; Aves; Passeriformes; Passerellidae
Product: low affinity immunoglobulin gamma Fc region receptor II-like
Exons: 9
Coding region: 1-915 (304 amino acids)
Biological process (GO): cell surface receptor signaling pathway
Cellular component (GO): plasma membrane
Molecular function (GO): transmembrane signaling receptor activity
Source: RefSeq, a predicted model, not a curated record
AUGGCCGGGAAGGUGGCGCUGCUCCUGUGGGCCCAGAUGCUCGGCCUCGCUGGUGCCCAGACCACCCAGCUCCUGGUGGAGCCCCCCUGGAGGCCAGCGGUGCUGUGGGACCGGGUGACACUGACCUGCCAGGGCUCGGGGACCGCCGGUGCCACCACCUGGUACAAGGAUGGGCAGCUCUGGUGGCAGGAGGGACCUGAUAACUUCACUGUCACCCAGAGUGGCACCUACAUGUGUACCCGGCCUGGCACUGGGCUCAGUCCCCCCAUGAUGGUCUCAGAUGAUAAUCUGGUGCUGCAGGUGCCAACAGGGGUGCUGCUGGAGGGGGACAUGACGACACUGCGCUGUCGGUGCGGCCAUUGGAACCACACGGUCACCAGCGUGCGAUUGUACCAAGACGAGAAGGAAGUGAGGGGGUUCAUCAAUGGGACCGAGCUGUCCCUGUUCCCCCUGCAGCUGUACCACAGUGGCCACUACAGCUGCGGGGGCUUGGUGGGGUCCUGGCAGUCACGGUCAGCAGCAGUGACAGUGACAGUGCAUGUGCCUGUGGACAAUGUCACCAUCACCCCCGGUGUCCUGGAGGUGACACCACAAGAUAAAUGGACACACAGGGAAACAGUGGCCGCAGGGAUCGGUGGAGCCCUUUUGUUCCUGCUCCUGCUCAUGGGUGUCAUUGUGGCCUGGCACCGAUGGCACAGUGUGGCCGCCAGGAAGCAGCAGGAAAGGGUCCCCCCAGAUACCCUGGCCCCCCCAGAGGAGGGGGAGGUGCUGUACACACACGUCGUGGUGACCAAGAGGGCAGGGGCCUCCCCCCGUGCCACCACCCUCCAGGAUCCCCAGGUGACCUACGUGGAGCUGCGGGGACCCCAGGGGCGACCACAGGAACCCAGUGACAUCUACAGGAAUGUGCUGUGA